Messenger RNA from Cryptococcus wingfieldii CBS 7118, 1362 nucleotides. Its product is annotated as 2-oxoglutarate dehydrogenase E2 component (dihydrolipoamide succinyltransferase). NCBI's taxonomy places the organism in Eukaryota, Fungi, Basidiomycota, Tremellomycetes, Tremellales, Cryptococcaceae. The transcript is spliced from 6 exons. Bases 1 to 1362 code for a protein of 453 amino acids. Gene Ontology annotation, molecular function: dihydrolipoyllysine-residue succinyltransferase activity. Gene Ontology annotation, cellular component: oxoglutarate dehydrogenase complex. The record is from RefSeq and is a predicted model, not a curated record. Gene Ontology annotation, biological process: tricarboxylic acid cycle.
AUGCUCAGGACACCCUCCCGCCUCGCCGCCACAGCCCCUGCCAUCACCCGCUCAGCAGUCCGGGCCACCCCCAGACUGUGCCUACACAGGUCUCGCGUUGUGCUCAAAUCUGCGUCUUCGCAUCUUCUCCUCCGCUCCAGCUUCCACUCUUCUGCUACUCGUCUCGCCGAAACCGUAAAGGUCCCUCAAAUGGCCGAAUCGAUCACAGAAGGUACUCUGAAACAAUGGAGCAAGGCCGUUGGAGACUUUGUCAAGCAGGACGAGGAAAUCGCUACCAUCGAGACUGACAAGAUCGACGUCUCUGUCAACGCCCCCGUUUCCGGUACCAUCACCGAGCUCCUCGCCGAAGAAGAAGACACUGUCGAGGUCGGUGCCGACCUCUUGAGGAUUGAGCCCGGAGAGGGCGGUUCAGAAUCAUCCGAGUCCAAGCCCCAGGCCAAGUCUGAGCCCAAGGAUGCGCAGGAGGGCAAGAAGGACGACCCCGCCCCCGAGUCUCACAAGGAGAAGAACGCCGGAGAGGAAACCUUGAAGAAGCACGAUGAGAAGGCGCCCAAGCUUGAGCAGAGCAAGGAGGAGAAGCCUGCGCCCAAACAGGAGGCUCCCAAGCCCAAGAAGGAGGAAAAGAAGGAGGUCCAGCCCGAGAAGGCUCUUGGAAGCAGGAACGAGACCAGGGUCAAGAUGUCCCGAAUGCGUCAGACCAUUGCCCAGCGUCUCAAGGCUUCCCAAAACUCUGCCGCUUCCCUUACCACCUUUAACGAAAUCGACAUGUCUUCCCUCAUGGAGUUCCGUAAACUCUACAAGGACGGUGUCCUCAAGGCCGACGGCGUCAAGCUCGGUUUCAUGUCUGCCUUUGCCAAGGCUUCUUGUCUCGCUUUGAAGGAGAUUUCCGGCGCCAACGCUUCCAUCGAGGGCGACUCUAUCGUCUACAGAGAUUACGUCGACUUGUCCGUCGCUGUCGCUACCCCCAAGGGUCUCGUGACCCCUGUCGUCCGAAACGCCGAGUCUAUGGGUCUCGUCGAGAUUGAGCAGGCUAUCGCCGAGCUCGGUAAGAAGGCCCGAGACAACAAGCUCUCCAUUGAGGACAUGUCUGGCGGCUCUUUCACCAUCUCUAACGGUGGUGUCUUUGGCUCCCUCUUCGGUACCCCCAUCAUCAACCUCCCCCAGGCCGCUGUUUUGGGUAUGCACUCUAUCAAGGAGAAGCCCGUGGUCGUCAACGGCCAGAUCGUGAUCAGACCCAUCAUGGUCGUCGCCCUCACGUACGACCACCGAUUGCUUGAUGGCAGGGAGGCUGUUACUUUCCUUGUGCGAAUCAAGGAAUAUAUUGAGGACACCAGGAGGAUGUUGCUCCCUUCCCCUCUCUAA